Ostrea edulis (European flat oyster) is the source of this 2601-nucleotide messenger RNA. RefSeq names its product mitochondrial carnitine/acylcarnitine carrier protein-like. Gene Ontology annotation, biological process: mitochondrial transport; carnitine transmembrane transport. The transcript has 8 exons. Bases 86 to 1006 code for a protein of 306 amino acids. Gene Ontology annotation, cellular component: mitochondrial envelope. The record is from RefSeq and is a predicted model, not a curated record. Lineage: Eukaryota; Metazoa; Mollusca; Bivalvia; Ostreida; Ostreidae. Gene Ontology annotation, molecular function: O-acyl-L-carnitine transmembrane transporter activity.
UAUCUGCUUCCUAUUUGUAUCGGUCACAAACCAGGCUUAGAUUGGCCAAAGUUAACCACGGAACCGUAGGUCGAAAAUUGAAAAGAUGGGGAAAACAAACCCAUAUAAAGAUUUUAUAUCAGGUGGAAUUGGUGGAGUUUGUUUAGUUGUUGCUGGACAUCCUUUAGACACCAUUAAGGUUCGUCUACAGACUAUGCCAAUCCCAAAGCCAGGACAGGCUCCACUGUACAAAGGAACUUUAGAUUGUGCAUUGCAGACAGUGAAGAAAGAAGGAUUUUUUGGACUGUACAAGGGGAUGGCAGCCCCUGUAGCUGGUGUAACACCUAUGUUUGCUGUAUGCUUUAUGGGAUUUGGCAUAGGUAAAUCACUACAACAGAAGCACCCUGAUGAUAAACUUACGUAUCCUCAAUUCUUCAAGGCUGGAAUGUUGGCCGGUGUUUUUACCACAGUGAUUAUGACCCCAGGAGAAAGAAUCAAAUGUUUAUUACAGAUUCAAGCAGAUUCUAAAGUUAAGAAGUAUGCAGGACCCAUUGACUGUGCUAAGCAGUUGUACAGAGAAGGUGGUAUCCGCAGUAUCUACAGAGGAACAGCAGCCACGCUACUUAGAGAUGUCCCAGCAUCUGGAAUGUACUUCAUGACUUACGAAUGGUUUCAACAUAUCCUGACGCCACAAGGUCACAGUCGAAGUGAUUUAAGUGUGAGCAGGACCUUAACAGCAGGUGGAUUUGCAGGGAUAUUUAACUGGUUGGUUGCAAUCCCUCCCGAUGUGUUGAAGUCCCGCUUACAAACAGCUCCAGCUGGUGCUUAUCCAAAUGGAAUAAGAGAUGUAUUUAAACAUCUCCUGAAAGAUGAAGGAAUUUUUGCUCUAUACAAAGGAGUCACGCCAGUAAUGCUUAGAGCCUUCCCAGCCAAUGCUGUAAGUAUAUUAGAUUAUGUUUCUGAUUUUGCACUUUUAAGUCACCAGAGUAUUCUUAGACACUAUCAAACCUAUUUUUACCAAAUUUAGUGUGUAGCAUUUUUUUUUAAGGUAAAGACAACAACAACAAAAUGUUAAGAUGGUGGUCCUUAGACUUGUAGGGGCUAGAUGCAAUGCCAUAAAACUAUGCAAUAUUUUCUUUAUUCCCAGACAUUUUAACGGUUACGAAUUUUUGUCAGUAUCAAAUAAUUUUAUUUUUCAAAUAUCUAGAAAAAUGUAGGAACAGGUUAAAUAACAUCUUCUAAGGUAAUUCUAAUAUAGAGAUCAAUACUCUAUCCAUGGGUAGUGUUUUGUACAUUUCCCACACUGUUUACAAUUUGAUUUGAGCUGUGGAAAUGCAAGUCGAAGAACUGAAAAUAUGCGAACCAAUACAAAUAUUAUGAACUACUAGUUUCUUACUUGCAGAUUGUUGUUGGUUGUUUCUUUGUUUACAUUCCAUCAAGAAUUUUUCACUCAUACUGAAAUGUAAUCAUUUGUAGAUGAAAUAUCACAAAUAUUGGUCUAUGCUUAGCCCUUAAGACAAUAGCAUUUAGGGUUCUUUAACAUGCCUAUGCUGGCCAUGACACAGGACCUCCAUUUUUAAAAUUCAUAUCCGAAAGACCCCUGAUUCCCACUUUGAAAUGCAGAGCUUUUGGCGAAGGAGCAAUCACUACUUCUGUUUACGUCUUGGGUUUGAUGUAGCCAUGGCAUGAGUGGGACUCGAACUCAUGACCUCCCCGUUUCAAAGUGAACACUCUAACAUUGAGCUACCAUGACCGGUUAGUCUAGAUUGAGUAGGAAUUUGAAAUUUAGGGUAUAUGCUAUAUGUGCAAAUAUUAAAUUAAAUGAAAAUAGAAUUUUAAAUGAAAUAACCACAUGAAAAUAAAAGAGGUGUUGUUUGUCUAGUUACGGUUUAUACCAUGUCACAAGUUUGAAGUGACAUUUGCUGGAAUAUCCAUACAUAAAAUUGCAAGUUCCUGAUGUUCAAGUGAAAUCAUGUACAGUGAAUAGGAGAAGCUAGGCUUUUAAUAAUUAAGUGAGUAAACUCGGGUGACCUAGCUAUUGCAGAUGGUCAGCUUCCAUCAUCGUGCAUUAACAAUUGAACAUUUUUAACUUCUUGAUAACUACCUUUCCAAUUCUUUUCAAAUUUGGUAUGAAGCAUCUUUGGGACAAAGAGGACAUAAAUUGUAAAUUUCAGGAGUCCUGCACCCCUGGGACUUACAGACAGGGCAAAAACAGUCAAAAAUUGACCAUUUUCCAAAAUUCUACAACUUCACAUAAUAUUUCUUUGCUUUCAAUGUUGUCUUUUCUUUUUCAGGCAUGUUUUCUUGGAUAUGAGGUUACCAUGAAAACCCUUGAUUGGAUAUUUCCUGAAUAGUAUAGACACUGAAGCCAGAAUAAGUCUGAAUCUAAACCCAAUUAUUUUUUGUGAUUUACUAUGUGAUAAUCAUAUCUGGUAUCAUACUUAUAUGUACAUUUGUAGGUGUACUUGGAUGCUAUAAAAACAACAACAAUUAAAAUACAAGUUUGUGUACAAUUGUUCACAAGCACUUACCUAUCUGUUCAUUGAAUGAAGGAAAACAGUACUCAUCAUGUUUUAUAAGUUUUAUGUUUUAUAAGUUUUACAUAAAUUCAAAUUUACUAAA